This is a messenger RNA of Podarcis muralis (Common wall lizard), 929 nucleotides long. NCBI's taxonomy places the organism in Eukaryota, Metazoa, Chordata, Lepidosauria, Squamata, Lacertidae. The record is from RefSeq and is a predicted model, not a curated record.
GAUCUGUUGACUUUGUGCCUUUAGGGUCUGCUCCCAACGAUAUGGAGCUGAUGGCCUCCAUGAUGCAGAAGAUUGCUUCCUUGGAACAGAGCAUCAAGAGCCAAGCACGGGCAAUAUACCACAAGGAUAAGAAGAUCGAGGAGCUUGAGGAGCAGAUAAAAGUCCUUAAGAAAGGGAAAGCUGAAUCUUCUUGGAUGAGCAGAGCAGAGGAACUGGAAGUGAUAUGCCUUAAGUUGCAGCAUCAGGUCUGGGAAAUGGAGCUGUUUCUGAAUGACUAUGGAUUGAUCUGGGUUGGAGAAGGGACAGACUCUUUGGGAGAAGUGGCGGCACAAAGUGAUGAAAGGAGUGAGCUGUCAAAGCGUUACUGGAAACCAGGUGAAUCCAUCGUUUCAGAAACCAAUUUUGAUUUAAUUUUUGCAAACCUGAAAGAUUUAAAUGCUUUGGCUGGGGAAGGCAUGUCCCAAAUCGAGCACACGGCAGGGGGUGCUAGGCUGAAGCAGCUGGACUCAAUCCCCCUCACCUUCUAUCAAAAUGGGAUUGUCAUGUUCAAAGGGCCUUUCCGGUCAUAUGAAGAACCUUCCACGCAGCAACUCCUACGAGAUAUCAUGGACGGUUACUUCCCUUCUGAGCUGCAGAAGCGUUACCCAGAUGGUAUCCCAUUUCAGGUAUGCCACCCCCUGCUCUCCUACAGCUUCCUGUUUAUUGAGUUCUUCGUUUGCAGAAGUUUCAUUUGCUUAUCAAAAAUGUGGUCUGAAGUUAGAGCAGCUCCAUUGUUUAAGCAGAACUGAGAACCUCUCUUUGCUCUAAGCAGUUAUAAUGUUUUUUCCUCUUUCAGGAACUGAUUGUUCUAUAUAUGAGGAACUAAGAGUGCUUUUUGCUUAAAAAACUGGAACACUUUUCAGUUCUUAAAAAUGGAGAUUCCCUCCUUA